GAUUGUAUCCAUCGAUCCAUCCUUCAUUAGCCGUAUCAGCAUCCCUAAUUUUCCCACAACAAGAACGGAGGCAAUGCCGCUCAAUGCGAGUGUGUAGUGUACCAUUUCAUUCCCUUCUAAUCCACGAGCCCCCCAAAUCGCAGCCUAACUUCAAACACAAACACAAACACUCGAACUCGCAAAUUCUCCAGAAGAUCGAGCUACAAACAACGGCUUUACUGGGCUCGGAGUAAGAGAGAGAAAAUGGGAGGAUUGGGAGCUUUCUGGGGUACAAGAAUGAUGGAGAUUGUGAAAAAACACGAUUCUGGUGGUCUUCUUUGGAAGAGAAUCAAGCUCACUUCUACUCGUAAGGCUAACGCUAAGAAACGUCUUCGUCGUGUUUGGCAGAAUGAAGCAGUGCUUAAGGCUUGUUCGGAUCAACCUCCUGCAAAAUUAAAUGGUCUAGACAAUGGCAUAGCAAGCAGUGGGGAGACCAGGCAAGAUUCUUGAACAAAUUUGAGGAAUAGAGGAUGAUCUUAAGGGUGCACAAUAGUUAUUGUUUUUGUAUCUUUAUGAAUAUCUUUCCUGCUUGAAUAUUCUUGAAUAUUUACUGUGAAAUUAGACCCCUAGUUCUUGGAUAAUAUGAUUGCUUGACCAGAAUAAUCUUAUUAUUAGGUAGCCCUGUCAAAAUCAUAGUAUAUUCAAACUUUACCUGGAAGGUUAAGCCUUUUGCGUCAAAGCUCUCAAUUUUCACUUUGACUAGUAAUGUUUCAGUUCUAACUUCAGUAGGCUGGUCAAAACAGUAACAUCUUGGCGUUCAUCCAGAUGUCUUUUUUGUUUUGCAUCACUAGAUGAAAUAUAAAUGGUAUCAUUUGUGAAUUCUUA
Messenger RNA from Chenopodium quinoa (quinoa), 864 nucleotides. RefSeq lists its product as uncharacterized. The record is from RefSeq and is a predicted model, not a curated record. The coding region runs from base 244 to 489 and encodes 81 amino acids. The transcript has 2 exons. NCBI's taxonomy places the organism in Eukaryota, Viridiplantae, Streptophyta, Magnoliopsida, Caryophyllales, Amaranthaceae.